CCGGAGAGGGCCGGGAAACACAUAAAAGCUCGCCAGCCCAACCCCACAUCCCCCCCAACAAAACACUUGCAUUCGACAAACGCAGCACGCACCCCGCCACCUUUCGCAACUCACCCACACACAAAACAACUAGCAAAAAUGGUCAAGGCUGUCACAACCGCUGAUGAGUUCAACUCUAUCAUCAAGAGCUCGCCUCUUGUGAUUGUUGACUUCCACGCCACAUGGUGCGGACCAUGCAAGAUGAUCGCCCCCAAGUACGAGGAGUUCUCCAACAAGUACAGCAAGGCUACCUUCAUCAAGGUCGACGUGGACGAGGUCCCCGAGGUCGCAGAACAAGUCGGUGUCACCUCCAUGCCCACGUUCCUCAUCUACUCCAACGGCGAGCGCGUCGGCGAGAUCGUCGGUGCCAACCCUACAAAGCUCGAGACUGAGAUUAGGAAGUUUGCUGAGCAGCAGUAGAUUUACUAUGUCUUGAGAAUCGGGUCCUACCCUUCCUAUGUAUAUAACAUAAUUUCUUCUCGCCCAUGUUUGGAAAUGAAAUCAUCCGAUUUUCCCAUG
Messenger RNA from Fimicolochytrium jonesii, 558 nucleotides. RefSeq names its product thioredoxin. The coding region runs from base 139 to 459 and encodes 106 amino acids. NCBI's taxonomy places the organism in Eukaryota, Fungi, Chytridiomycota, Chytridiomycetes, Spizellomycetales, Powellomycetaceae. The record is from RefSeq and is a predicted model, not a curated record. Gene Ontology annotation, molecular function: protein-disulfide reductase activity. The transcript is spliced from 5 exons.